GCACUGAAGCUGCCACAUGUGAAGUACAUUGAAGAGGAUGCUUACAUCUUUGCCCAGAGCAUUCCCUGGAACCUAGGCAGGAUUUUGCCAUCAAAGCCCAGCUCAGGCACCUACAGUCCUCCCAAUAAAGGUGACCUGGUGGAAAUUUAUCUGCUGGACACCAGUGUGCAGAGCACCCAUCGGGAGAUCGAGGGCAGGGUGCUUGUGACUGGCUUCGAGAGCGUCCCUGAUGAGGAUGGCACCCACUUCCACAGGCAGGGGAGCCCUGAGGUGCCACGUGCUGCAUCAUGUGGGCGCGACGCUGGUGUGCCCACAGGUGCCAACAUCCGCAGCCUCCGUGUGCUGAACUGCCAGGGGAAGGGCACCGUCAGUGGGACCCUCAUGGCCCUGGAGUUCAUCAAAGGAGCGCUGGAGGCUCAGCCCUACGCUCUGCCGGUGGUGGUGCUGCCCUUUGCCGGCGCCCACAGCCAUGCGCUGAACACUGGCUGCCGGCGGAUGGCUCAGGUGGGGGUGGUAAAAAAAAAGGACGAUGCCUGCCUCUACUCACCUGCAUCCGAGCCAGAGGUCAUCACAGUUGGUGCCACCAACAGCGAGGACCAACCUGCUUCUAUUGGCACCCUGGGCACCAAUUUUGGCCGCUGUGUGGACCUUUUUGCCCCAGGGGAUGACAUCAUUGGUGCCUCCAGUGACUGCAGCACAUGCUUCACGGCGCAGAGUGGGACAUCGCAAGCAGCCGCUCACGUGGCAGGCAUUGCUGCCAUGCUGCUCAGUGCUGAGCCCCAGCUGAGCCUCGCUGAGCUCCGGCAGCGCCUCCUGCACUUCUCUGCCAAGAACAUCAUGGACAUGAUGUGGUUCCCAGAGGAGCAGCGGCUCCAGACGCCCAACAGAGUGGCCAGACUGCCCACCUGGCUGGGCACAGACAAGCAGCUGUACUGCCGCUCGGUGUGGUCACCGCGCUCGGGGCUCACCCUUCACGCCACAGCUGUGGUUCACUGUGCCAGCACCGAGGAGAUGCUCAGUUGCUCCAGCUUCUCCCACAGUGGCAGGUGGCUGGGGGAGCACAUGGAGGACAAGGAUGGGCAGAAGCAGUGUGUGGCCCACAAUGCUUUCCAGGGCCAGAGAGUCUACGCCAUCGCCAGGUGCUGCACAUGGCCCAGGGCCAAGUGCUGGAUCAACACCAAUUCCCUGGCAGCUGAAGGGGCUGGCUGCUCCCCACGGGACCAUGUGCUGACCGGGUGCAGUUUCUACUCCCCCACUGUGGCACCGGGUGAUGGUGGCAGACCCGUUGCAGGGCUGGGGAGCUGGCCUAGCCACUGUGUUGGCAGGAUGGAGGUGAUGGCACAUGCCUUGUGCUGCCCCACCGCCAGCCUCGAGUGCCACGUCAGGGAGCACACAUCCCUGGGCUCUAAGGAGAAGGUGACGGUGUCCUGUGGUGAUGGCUGGACGCUGACGGGCUGUAAUGGUCAUUCCCAGAGCUCUGGCACCAUGGGAGCCUAUGCCACGGACAAUACCUGUGUGCAUGGCAGCAGCAGCAGCACAGCUGUGGCCAUUGCCAUCUGCUGCCGGAGCCCACAGUAG
Molecule: messenger RNA, 1578 nt
Organism: Acanthisitta chloris (rifleman)
Lineage: Eukaryota; Metazoa; Chordata; Aves; Passeriformes; Acanthisittidae
Gene: PCSK9
Product: proprotein convertase subtilisin/kexin type 9
Biological process (GO): proteolysis
Molecular function (GO): serine-type endopeptidase activity
Source: RefSeq, a predicted model, not a curated record